UGGGCCUCAGAGCCUUUGUGCCAUCCGGGUCUCUCGCACGAACGAUUUAGUCAGUGUCGAAGCUUCGGGGCGGCCGGGACUGUUGCGAGAGGAGAGUGGCGGCGCCGCGCUAGCGGCCAGGACUCCAGAUCAUGGCGGCUAGUGAUACAGAACGAGACGGACUAGCCCCAGACGGAGACAAGAAAAAAGAGCAGUCGGAUGUCUCUCUUUCUCCUAGAACCUCAAAACAUCACUAUUCAAGAUCGCGGUCAAGGUCACGGGAAAGGAGACGCAAGUCAGAUAAUGAAGGAAGAAAACAUAGGAGCCGGAGCAGAAGCAAAGAGGGAAGAAGACACGAGUCCAGAGAGAAAUCCUCUAAGAGACACAAGUCUGAGGAACACACGGACAAAGAGCAUUCCUCUGAGAAGGGGAGGGAGCGGCUGAAUUCAUCCGAAAACGGGGAGGACAGACACAAGCGGAAGGAGAGGAAGCCUUCGAGAGGGAGGAGCCACUCCAGGUCCAGGUCUCGUGAGAGGCGCCAUCGUAGUAGAAGCAGGGAGCGAAAGAAGUCUCGAUCCAGGAGUAGGGAACGGAAGAAAUCAAGAUCUAGAAGCAGAGACAGGAAGAAGUCACGAUCCAGAAGCAGGGAAAGAAAGCGGCGGGUCAGGUCGCGCUCACGCUCCCGGUCAAGACACCGGCACAGGACUCGGAGCAGGAGCCGGAGCAGGAGCCGGAGCCGAGAUAGAAAGAAGAGAAUUGAGAAACCAAGAAGAUUCAGCAGAAGUUUGAGCCGAACUCCUAGCCCACCUCCCUUCCGAGGCAGAAACACAGCCAUGGAUGCGCAGGAGGCUCUGGCCAGGAGGUUGGAAAGGGCAAAGAAAUUACAAGAACAGCGAGAAAAGGAAAUGGUGGAAAAACAGAAGCAACAGGAAAUUGCUGCAGCGGCUGCUGCUACUGGAGGCUCCGUGCUCAAUGUUGCUGCCCUGUUGGCAUCAGGAACUCAAGUAACCCCCCAGAUAGCGAUGGCAGCACAGAUGGCAGCCCUGCAGGCUAAAGCGCUGGCAGAGACAGGAAUAGCUGUGCCCAGCUACUACAACCCAGCCGCCGUGAACCCCAUGAAAUUUGCCGAACAAGAAAAAAAAAGGAAAAUGCUUUGGCAAGGCAAGAAAGAAGGGGAUAGAUCCCAAUCUGCUGAAAUAUGGGAAAAACUGAAUUUUGGAAACAAGGACCAAAAUGUCAAAUUUAGGAAAUUAAUGGGUAUUAAGAGUGAAGAUGAAGCUGGCUGUAGCUCAGUUGAUGAAGAAAGUUACAAGACAUUGAAGCAGCAGGAAGAAGUAUUUAGAAAUCUUGAUGCUCAGUAUGAAAUGGCAAGGUCACAGACGCACACACAGAGAGGAAUGGGUUUGGGUUUCACAUCUUCAAUGCGAGGAAUGGAUACAGUUUGAGAAGAUCACACUUGUAACGUUUGGGACUUUAUAGACUCGUUCUGAAUGUCAGGUCCUUGUUCACCAAACAGCUAGCAUUCUAGCUUGCAUGGGUGUUGCAUUGACUUUAAUUUAUUGAAAAAUACGAUUUUGUUUGUAAAUAUCAGAUCCGUGAUACUGGUGUCAGUGUUGUAAUCAGGUUAAACCCACUUCCAUUAUACUUGACAGGAAUAGAGGAGGACAAUAUUUUUUAGUUCAUGAAUUCUACUUUUCAAAUAUAUAAAAGCUGCAGGUGGGAUAAAAUCUCAUACAUAGAUUUUUUUCGUGUCCACUGUCUUGUGUACUUUUGUACUUAACCCUGUACAGUUAUUUUCAUCUCUUGAAACAUGAAAGAAAUGUUACAUAGAUGUUCUUUAGAAGAUCGGCCAUUUGGUACAAAAUCCAGCACAAUAAAGCUGGAUGUGAUGAUAAUAAAAAUGGUUUUCUCAAAACUGGUGUUAAUUUAAGUCACCUGGAAUUCUUUGAAUUUAUUUUGUGGUUUCUGUAGCAUUUUGCAAUUGCUAUUAGUAAACACUGGCUAGAAACUUUUUUUAAAAAACAGUUAAGUAUGCUACAGGCAGCACCUUGGUUAGCAGCAAUGUCCAAGUAAGGUGGGAGAGAAUGCAUCUAAAAAGAACACUGUUCCUGCUCCUGGAAGGGCAGAGUUGGUGUACAGUAUUUGUCAAAUAUUCCAUGUUAUUCAGGAAAUAGCUUAAUGCAUUAAAGGGAUGUACGCACUUUUAUUUUAAUAAAGUGCCUUAUAACAA
Ochotona princeps (American pika) is the source of this 2209-nucleotide messenger RNA. It is a transcript of the gene RSRC2, whose product is annotated as arginine and serine rich coiled-coil 2. Bases 132 to 1424 code for a protein of 430 amino acids. NCBI's taxonomy places the organism in Eukaryota, Metazoa, Chordata, Mammalia, Lagomorpha, Ochotonidae. The record is from RefSeq and is a predicted model, not a curated record. The transcript has 10 exons.